Dendrobium catenatum is the source of this 1654-nucleotide messenger RNA. RefSeq lists its product as uncharacterized. The record is from RefSeq and is a predicted model, not a curated record. The transcript has a single exon. Lineage: Eukaryota; Viridiplantae; Streptophyta; Magnoliopsida; Asparagales; Orchidaceae. Bases 131 to 847 code for a protein of 238 amino acids.
GUAAACCGUAAGUAAUGUUUGUAAAUGUCAGUCCGUCGGUUGGCCUGUUUAUUGGGGCUAUUCCAGUUCAAAUUUCUGUUACUUCCCAUCAAAAAUAAUUUUCAAUUUUGAUUUUCACAGACUAGGGAGAAUGUGGAAGGUCAUGUUGGGAUUCCAUCAAAUUCAACGCCAGGCCACCUGUGAAGCUACUCAUCUAGAUACCAUUGCAUCUGGAGGAAAACUCAGUGAUUCACAUGUAAAUGCCGUAAUGCACCUAGAACUCGAGUUGCUAAGGUGGAUUAGAAACUUCUCUGCUUGGAUAGAUUCACAGAAAAACUUCGUUAAAUCCAUGAAUGGCUGGCUUGUGCUUUGUCUUCGCUACGAACCAGAAGUAACUGCUGAUGGGAUUCCUCCUUAUUCUCCUGGUAGGAUAGGCGCUCCUCCUGUAUUUGUAAUAUUCAAUUGCUGGUCUCAAGUUCUUGAUAGGGUCUCGGAGAAGGAAGUUUUGGAUGCCAUGAAGAUUUUUGCUUCCAAUCUGAGUCAACUCUGGCAACCUUAUGAUAUGGAGCUCCGGCAGAAGAUGAUUGCAAAUAGAGAAAUGGAAAAAUUGCAUAAGAUGAGGGAGAGGGAAGCACAAGUUAUCAACAAGGAAUUGGGGGCACUAAACAGGAAACUAGCCGUUACUUCCACUGCUCAGAAUGAGCUCCCAUUGAGCCAGCAAUCAGAACCUGGCAGCCUUCAGUCUUCUUUAAGGCAUGUUUUUGAGGCCAUGGAAAGCUUCUCUACUAAUUUAAUGAAAGCAUAUGAGGAUAUCCAUGCUCGUGCUGAAGAGGAGAAGUCUGAAGAGGUAAAAGGCUCACAGGGCUAAGUAAUUGUCUCCCCACACAUGAACACCUGUGACUUCCCUGGGCAAGUGUACCAAUUUGUAAUGUGUAAGGGAAGAUCUUCCGAAGAAUCGGCGGGGCCAAGGGCUUUCAUAGUUUCAACAAAAAACUCACUCAUGCUCUUCCAACGGUUCAUUGAGAGAUUAUUACAUGCACUGUCUGGACCGUCUGGAAGCGAAUCCGGACGUGUCACGUCACCCGGAUGUACUGGGCCCAGGGUGAUGUGGCGCGUCCGGAUUCGCCUCCAGACGAAUCCGGACGCCGCACGUAAGAAUUUUCCGCACUUUAGGCUUGCUAUUUUGCAGCAGCAGCCUUUCUUGUAUGGAGGAAAGGCUUAUCUUUGCUGUCUGAGCUCAUGAGGUGCUGGAAGUAUAUUGUUUUCCUUUGGUAAAGGGAAUCUGAUGAGAGAAAUAGUGGCUUGCCGGAGAGAAAGGAGAAGAACUGAAGAUAAUGGAGUCAAGUAAUAAAAAAUGUUACAGAGCCAUUAUAUUUUGAACAUAGAAAACAAAUGACCGAAGCAAAUGCAAUCUCGGUUCGAGCUCGGAAUUCGAAAGCCAAAUGACGUUAUGUGAAGUAAGACUUCUGUGAAGAGGAUCACAGAAGCAGCGGUUGCUCUCAGCUGGUGUUUAUGCAAAAAAAGGGAAUCAGUGCUCUAUAUUUUUGUAAAUUAUUCUGUUGAUUCUGAUGAAUAUUAUCCAGUGGAAACAUUCAUAAGCUACUGUGUUGUGUAUAUACUAUUUAUCUAAGUGGUCUGAAGUUAUUUCGAUUUAUUAAUCUAGUCUUUUAAAAAA